AUUAUAUCUUCUCGACUCGUUCACUAUCGGUGAACUACGGUAGCGACAGUCACCUACUAGUAUAGUUGACUAGUUGGACUUGUGAAUUAACGUCAGAGAUAAAGGCGAAUCUAUUUGGUUGUCAUUUCCACAUAUAACCAACGGUUGGUGGUCGUCAUUGAUGCAUAUUUUAGUCUUAACGGAGAGGACGUAUUUUCGUCUUAUUUCUCUUUACAUCCGCCAUUGACUGUUUGUAUCCAUUCGCCGUUGGUUUUUCUACUUCAAUGUGCUCAGGCAUCAUUCAGCGUUGCCAGGAGUGGCGGCACCGAUACCUGGUAGCUCAUUUGGGCAGCGAAGAUUAUUGCCAAGCUCAGCAUGAAAUGCAACUCGUCAUGAACCGAUAAAUAGUUUCAACCAAUUGCAAUCGCCAUCAGAACAUUGUGUGAAUCAAUCAGGAGACGCAAUCUGGCGUCACUGGGCCGAUUCGAAAGAUUCUUCCGGUCCGGUUUCCGGUUCCUCCGACGACGACCAUCAGCAGCCUUGAGGGCUGAAGGCUGGUGCACCAAGGGGCAACCACCAUAACAACCAUCAUAAUCGUUUGGAUCCUGUCGACACAUCAUCCACACUUGUCCGGAGGAAUCUCUAGUGACAGCAGCCCUCCCACAAGUUAGCACCGCAUUAGCAGUUUCCAUUUUUUUUUUUUUUUGGGCCGACUUGAUUGAUCGACCUUAGUGCCAUCAACCAAUUGUGAAACGUUGAGCAAUUCUUUUUGCAUAUUAAAGAAAGAAAAGAAACAGAUUUAUCUAUUUUUCUACGAAAAUAUUUUUGUCGAAUAAGUGUCCGUGUAAUAUCAGCUAUUCAGUGGUUUUUGUGCGACGGAAUGCAUCCAGAGCCCUGUUCUGUCGAUUCAGUGUACCCAAUCCAAUCUGGCUCGCGUUCUCACUAUCCCAACAAAAGGAGGGUGAAUGAAAUUUUGACCGACAAAGAAGGCGAUUGCAAGCCAGCGAUGAACACCAUGAGGCAGAAGAUUAUCCGACCAGCUCCUUCUGAAAUCUCCUACAAGGAAAUGCGCUUCCUCAUCACCGACCGUCCCACCGACCAGACUAUAACGAAUUUUAUUGAAGAAUUAAAAAAGCACAAUGUCAUGGAUGUAGUGCGAGUAUGCGAACCGACAUACAAAAUCGAAGAACUGCGUAAGGAAGGCAUCGAGGUAACGGAUUUGGUUUUCGAUGACGGCACUUUUCCUCCGUCAGAAAUUGUUGACCACUGGUUCGACCUUCUCCGGAGAAGAUUUGGUAGUGAUCCAUCAUCGUGUGUGGCCGUCCAUUGCGUGGCCGGUUUAGGAAGAGCGCCCGUUUUGGUGGCUUUAGCCCUAAUCGAACUUGGGAUGAAGUACGAGGAUGCCGUCGAACUAAUCCGAGAGAAACGUCGCGGUGCCAUCAAUUCUAAGCAACUAGCCUACCUAGAAAAGUAUCGUCCCAAAUCGCGUCUGAAAUUUCGCAAUGGACACGCAAAGAACGGUUGCUGCAUACAGUGAUCUGCCAAUGAACAUGAGUGACGUUAACGCUGGAAAUCGGUUUCUAUAUUUUAUGGCAAAGCCCAGUCAAUAUAUCGAUAAUCUUACUCGACACCAUGAAAUAAUGAAUGCGGUGUAUGCUAUACCCCCUUGCUUCUCUCCCCUCCCUCCCCCCUUAAAUUUAUGAACACUUACCUUUGCUUACUGUACGACAAUUAGUUAAUCUUCAGAGAUUCCCGGUUGUAUUUGUUUCAAAAUUCACGUUCGUGGAUUAGCACCUUUCAGUUUUGAAAAUGCACGAAAGGCUCUGCACGGGGUCUUUUGUCCUUAUUUUUGGGUGUAAUUCAACUUGAUUUUCUCUGUUUCUUCUAAUCGGGCUUUUUUUUUCUCUCUUUUCGUCUACACUCCCCCCAAAACGGUUGGCUCCGGCUGGCUCUUUUUUGGUCUGACUCUUCUUGUAAUGCUAUCUCUUUAUUCUUGCUCGACUUUUCUCCCUCCCCGAUGUAAUUUUUACAUUAGAUUUGUGGAUCUCUCGUCUCCAUUUUACGUUAUUUUCACACACUAUCAUUUCUUCUUCACACAAUGCUUACCAUCUUGAGUGAUCUAAUUGUUUUGCUUAGUAUCACUCUGUUUGGAUGUUCCCAUGAAAUAUAAUGAGUUGGAAGGCGCACGCCAGGCCGCGAAAA
Daphnia pulex (common water flea) is the source of this 2181-nucleotide messenger RNA. It is a transcript of the gene PRL-1, whose product is annotated as PRL-1 phosphatase-like. Gene Ontology annotation, molecular function: phosphatase activity. The record is from RefSeq and is a predicted model, not a curated record. NCBI's taxonomy places the organism in Eukaryota, Metazoa, Arthropoda, Branchiopoda, Diplostraca, Daphniidae. Bases 860 to 1516 code for a protein of 218 amino acids. Gene Ontology annotation, cellular component: nucleus. The transcript has 7 exons. Gene Ontology annotation, biological process: protein dephosphorylation.